GUUGGGAAGAGAGCCGGAUGCACUGCGCAUGCGCAGUGUUUCUCCUGAUGUAUGCGCUGCUUGGCCACCGCCUUCCAGCCUUACAACCUUCUUUCCCUUCAGCUUUCCUGUCAUCCGCGCUACUAUCCAUCCUUCCAUCUCCCCCUUAUUCUUCCCGUUCGCAUCGCUCGCGCGACCAUGCGCCAGGAUCAUCGUUGCGGUCUGAUGCGCUGAUGUCAUUUUUGAAAGGUCUUCAAAUAUGAAUCAUGCGUCUGAUAUUCCAUCCGAGUCUGAUCGCUGGCGUCUUAAUUGCACUGCUACCUUCGUUUUCCUCCGCCUCAGUGGUUUCCGUGGAGAACGAGGUUGUCGACGAGCGAGGGUCUGCAACGCUGUGGCAAGAUGCGACGGCAGCACCGGAGUCUAAGAGCAAUGGGAACGCUACAAGCGAACAGGACAAGGAGGUGGCCAUCACGUACCCAUCACGCUUGGUGUACUACGUGAACGAGGAAGCGGAGAGCGCAUACCACGACUUGGAUACUCGCGCUCGAAACCAGGCAGCUGAAGGACAGGCCAUCCACUUGGCACAGGCAAGCUUCCAGCUGGACGCCUUUGGUUCUACUUUUACUCUGGAUCUUGCACUAAACAAUGGUCUGCUGUCCUCAAAUUAUGUCGAGAUCCACUAUGAAAAAGACAAACCAGUUUUCUCAAAGGGAGGUGAGCACUGCUACUACCAUGGUCAAGUGAGAGGGAAAGAGGCCUCUCAUGUGGCUCUGUCUACUUGCAACGGGCUCCAUGGAAUGUUUGACGAUGGAGUGUUUGUCUAUUUCGUCGCACCCCUGAACCAGACUCAAGCUGUGGGCACGGGGCCGAGGCCCCACACCUUGCGUCGGACAUCAUCACUCCGUAUGGGCCGAGCCCCUGCUGAUUUGGCUUCUGAGGACCAGGGGGAGGAUGAGGAGGAGGAAGAACAGAUCUUGUCCGACAUGCCUUGGCUCAGGCGGCGCAGGAAACGAGCAGUCCCGCAGAAGGCGUUCGAUGAGAUCAAGUACCUGGAGAUCAUGAUAGUCAGCGACCACAACACGUUUAAGAGACAUAAAAGCAAAAAGCAUACGCGGAACUUUGCCAAAUCAGUGGUGAACCUCGUAGAUGCUAUAUUUAAGGAACAGCUUAACACGCGUGUGGUGUUGGUUGCUGUUGAGAUCUGGACGGAUAGGGACAGGAUUCCUCUCAGUGUCAAGCCUCUGGACAUGCUGAAAGAUUUCUCCAAGUACCGGCAGCAGAACAUCGGCGUCAGCGCAGAUGCUGUUCACCUGUUCACAAAUGUCACGUUUCAUUACGGCCGCAGCAGCAUGGCCUACAUCGGAGGAGUAUGUUCCUCUGGAAGAGGAGUAGGGGUUAACGAGUUUGGCAGCACGUGGACGAUGGCUGCCUCUCUCUCCCAGAGCCUGGCACAGAAUCUGGGCAUCCAGUGGGACCCUGUUAGCAGGAGAAAGGAGUGCGGCUGCAUGGAUUCCUGGGUGGGAUGCAUAAUGGAAGAUACUGGAGUGCAGCAUCCUCGCAGGUUCUCCAAAUGCAGUAUCACAGACUUUAAGAACUUCCUGCUCAAGGGAGGAGCGUCCUGUCUUUUUAACAGACCAAACAAGCUCUUUGAGGCUACAGAAUGUGGCAAUGGGUAUGUAGAGGUGGGAGAGGAGUGUGACUGUGGAACCAGGAUGGAGUGCUAUAAGGACUGCUGUAAGAAGUGCUCUUUGUCUAAUGGUGCUCACUGCAGUGAUGGGCCGUGCUGCAACAGCACCUGCCUGUUCCUUCCCAGGGGCUAUGGCUGCCGCUACUCUGUGAACGAUUGCGAUAUUUCAGAGUCUUGUUCAGGAGAUUCUGGACAGUGUCCUCCUAACCUACAUAAGCAGGACGGGUACCCCUGUCAGCUCAACCAGGGCCGCUGUUAUGGGGGUGAAUGCAAGACCAGAGACAGCCAGUGCAAAUACAUCUGGGGUACAAAGGCAGGAGGUUCAGAGAAGCACUGCUACGAAAAGCUGAACACUGAGGGGACGGAGAAGGGAAAUUGUGGGAAAGACGGAGAGAAGUGGAUCCCCUGCAGUAAACAUGACGUGUUCUGCGGGUACCUGCUGUGCACCAACAUCAGUAGAACCCCUAGGAUUGGGACACUGAAAGGCGACAUCACCCCCACCACUUUCAACCAUCAGGGACGUCUGGUAGACUGCAGUGGCGGCCGUGUACUCUUGGAUGAUGAAACCGAUCUGGGUUACGUGGAGGAUGGGACACCAUGCGGCCCCUCCAUGAUGUGCCUUGAGCGGAAGUGUGUGCCUAUCUCCUCCCUCAAUCUUACAGCCUGUCCUUCCGGACCCAACGGACGCGUGUGCUCUUCACAUGGAGUGUGCAAUAACGAAGCCACAUGCACCUGUGACGCCACCUGGGCUGGGACAGACUGCAGCAUGCACGACCCGCCGAAAGAACCACCUGCCGUUGAAGACGAGGGUCCCAAGGGUCCUAGUGCCACCAACCUUAUCAUAGGCUCCAUCGCGGGGGCCAUCCUGAUGGCAGCCAUAGUGCUGGGGGGGACGGGAUGGGGAUUUAAAAACGUCAAAAAAAGACGAUACGACCCCAACGCCAGUGCUAUCUAAAGGACCGGAGACAUCAGCCUUGCCUGGUUUCCCUUGGGAUUCUGAAAGUGAGCUACCUGCUGGACUGUACCCUCUCCUGCUGCUAACAGCCAGUUAGCUUUACUUGAA
Ictalurus furcatus (blue catfish) is the source of this 2729-nucleotide messenger RNA. RefSeq names its product ADAM metallopeptidase domain 23a (gene adam23a). The coding region runs from base 246 to 2621 and encodes 791 amino acids. Lineage: Eukaryota; Metazoa; Chordata; Actinopteri; Siluriformes; Ictaluridae. Gene Ontology annotation, biological process: proteolysis. The record is from RefSeq and is a predicted model, not a curated record. Gene Ontology annotation, molecular function: metalloendopeptidase activity. The transcript is spliced from 26 exons. Gene Ontology annotation, cellular component: presynaptic membrane.